AUGGAGCAGGAUAAAGUCGUGGAGAGUGUUAAACAAAAGCUUAAAGACCAUCUCCAGGAAAAGUUUACCUGGAUAAAUGAGGGCACAUCGGAUGGUCGGUCUCGACUUAACAGCGUCUACACAAAACUCUACGUCACUCAGCAGGUUCAGGAUUUUGGUUCCAUAUCACAUGAGAUUCUAGAUCACUUUAAUGUCCCAGAUCAGCAGUCAUCAUUUUCACAGGUGUUAUAUCAACGGAUCAACUUUUCGAAUAUCUUUAAACCUGGAAGAAUUCAUGUUCAGCAACAACCAGCAAGAGACAAGACAAUCCAAAGAGUGAUGACGAAAGGCAUCGCUGGCAUUGGAAAGACAUUAGCUGUCCAAAACUUUGCUGUAAACUGGGCAGAAGGAAAAUCUAACCAGCACAUUGAUUUCAUCUUUGUGCUCCCCUUUAGAGAGCUGAACAUGCUCAGAGAUGCCAACUACAGUCUGCUGCAGCUUCUCCUUCACUUCUACCCUGAAAUAAAACCCCUAGAAGGUACACAGCAGCUUGUUCACAAGCAAGUGCUGUUCAUCUUCGAUGGUUUGGAUGAAAGCAGAUUUCCACUGGACUUUGAUGGAGCUGUGAGAAUAAGUGAAAUAGAUGAAAGAUCAACAGUCGAUGUGCUGCUGACCAACCUCAUCCAAGGCAACCUGCUGCCUCGCGCUCUGCUCUGGGUAACAUCCAGACCUGCAGCUGCCAGUCAGAUACCUUCUAAAUACAUUGACCAGAUGACAGAAGUCCAAGGUUUCACUGAGCAACAAAAAGAGUCAUACUUUAGGAAGAGAUUCAGGACUGCUAAUCAGGCAGAAGAAAUCCUGUCUCGUCUUAGAGGAAUGAUCAGCUUCUAUUUCAUGGGCCAUAUCCCAGUGUUUUGCUGGAUCAUCGCUGAGGUGUUUAGGAAAGGAUGGAGUAAUGAGAGGAGCCACAGCAUCACAACGAUGACAGAGCUGUACAUUUAUUACUUACUAAUUCAAACACAAAGAACAAGACAGAAAUAUGCAGGGAAAAGCUCCAAGAAGAGGUCCAAACAGAAGAAGUCUCACGCCCAGAACUCUGCCAUGCUUUUAAACCUGUCCAAGUUGGCAUUUGAACAGCUGCAGAAAGGAAACAUCAUAUUCUAUGAAGACGACCUCACAGAAAGUGGCAUCGAUGUUGAUGAAGCGUCAGUGUUUUGUGGAUUUUGCUCAGAGAUUCUUAAGGAAGAACGAGGCCUGUACAAGAAAAAGAUGUUCAGCUUUGUGCAUUUAAGCUUUCAGGAGUUUCUUGCAGCUCUCUACAUGUACCACUGCAUCCUGACGGACAACUUCAGUACUUUGAAGUCUUUCCUGGGUGUUGAUCUGACAGAUCUGAGCUUUCUGGAUUUGCAGAAAAAGGUUGUGGAUAAAGCCUUGCAAAGUAAGAAAGGUCAGUUCGAUCUGUUUCUGUGUUUCUUCCUUGGAUUUUCUCUGGAGUCCAAUCAAACAAUGCUGCAGAGUUUACUGCCACAGGUAAAGAGCAGCUCGGACACCACCGAAGAGAUGAAGGGAUACCUGAAGAAUUUCCAUGUAGAAGACAUCCCACGAGAGAGGUACAUGAACCUUUUCCUCUGCAAGUUUGAGCUGAAGGAAGAGAGAUUUCAGGAUGACAUCAGAAUGUAUCUGGAUUCAGGAGCGAGACUCUCACCUAUUGAUUGUGCAGUACUGUCGACCAUGAUGCAGAUAUCAGGGGAAAUUUUCGAUCCUGGAACCAGUCUCCUGGAGUGGGGCUGGACUCUGAGUCUGGAGUUGCCCCUGGUCCUGGACUUGACUAACUGCAUGUACAGUUAUCCAAAGGAUUACAGUGGAUAUUAUACAAGAGAGUUGAAGAUAAAUGAAAACUAUGAAGAUUUCAUUGAUGAAUUAACUCUGUUGACUGUGAUUCCUUCUGCUUUGAUCGGUCCAGUCUGCAGACUGGAGCAGCUCAGCAUGCCUGGCUGUUACCUGAAAAAUAAGUGCUGUCAAGUGUUUGCUUCAGUUCUCAGCUCCAACUCGCAGUUGAGACAGCUUGACCUCAGUUGCAAUGACUUGCAGGAUUUAGGUGUGCAACUGCUCUCUGUUGGACUUGGGAGUUCAAAAUGUAGGCUGGAAACACUGAGGCUGUCAUGUUGUGGGAUCACAGAGGAAGGUUGUGUCUUUCUGGCCUCAGCUCUGAAGUCCAACCCCUCCCACCUGAGAGAGCUGGACCUGAGCUACAACCAUCCUGGAGUUUCAGGAGUGAAACUGCUGUUGGAGCUGCUGAACGACCCAGAAUGUAGACUGGAAACGCUCAAUGUGGACCACAAUGAAGAGCACUGGGUCGACCCACAGCUUCUGAACAAGUAUGCCUGUGAUCUCACAUUCGACCCCAACACUGUGAAUGAAAACCUCCUCCUGUCUGAAUGUGACAGGAAAGUGAGCUACACUGAGGAAAAGCAGUCGUAUCCUGAUCAUCCCGAGAGAUUUGACCAAGUGAAGCAGGUGCUGUGUCGAGAGGCUCUGACUGGGCGCUGCUACUGGGAGGUGGACUGGGAAGCAUUUGUGUAUAUUGGUGUUGCAUAUAAAAGCCUACCGAGGAAGGGAUACUGGGACACAGAAACUUACGUCAGCAAGAAGAGCUGGUGUUUCAGUAUCAACUGUUCAAACGGUUACUCCUUCCGACACGGGUUGAGGGAAACUUUUAUACCAGUCCCACACAUCGACGUCCAAGCAUUCCUGACUAGACGCAAGAGACUGGGACUGUUUCUGGACUGGCCAGCUGGCAUUCUGUCCUUUUAUUGGCUUUCUGGUGACACAAAAACUCUCGUUCAUACCUUCCACACCACAUUCAGCGAGCCUCUCUACCCAGCAUUCAGUGUUUAUCAUGGAAAUUUGACCCUGUCCAGGGUGGUGAAGCUGGAAAUGAAAACUGCUUGUUCAAGCUUCACACCUGAGAUGAAAAAAGAAAGAACAGGCAUUUCAUACAGGUUCCUGUUUCCCGGUCCAGGGUUGUUCCAGUGUUCUUUGACUGGUCUGGUGUUUGAUGUGACUGGUGAGAGUGAGGUCACCUACAAGACUCUGAUCUGGGAUCCUCUGGUUCUCCAACCAGCGCACAAAGUGGCCGGAGGCCCGCUGUUCGGCAUCGAGUGUCCUCAGGACUCUAUACGUCAGCUGCACCUCCCACACUGUGAACCUGAGCCGGCACUGGUCUCUGACAGCAUCUCUGUGGUCCACAUCACGGAUGAUGGCAUGAGCAUCAUACAGCCUCUGGAGAUCACUGAAACUCACGUGGUCGUGGACGUCCCUCACCUCUCUGCCUUUGGCCUCGUCUGGGAUCUCGCUAAGCGGUUUUUCAAUUACAUGACGAAACCCGUUCGUGGCCAAGUCCUGCUCUUCCUGAGAAACAGGCCACGCCCCAUCCUCAGUGUGAUGCUGCUCCCAGGAAACGUCCCUCUGCACGACGUGAAAGUGCAGCACGCUGCUUCAGAGUACAUCGAAGCGCCGUCCUUCUGUUAUUUCCACAAAGGUCAAAAGUACAGUCUGAGCAGCGCCCCGCACGACUUUAAAAUACAGCCUGCACGUGCAGAGUUUUUUGAAAAUUACGGACCAAAUUACCACCCGACCUUUGAGAUCAUCCUGACAACGAACGCAGAGGAAGUGAUGCUGAUGGUGCAAGAUCCCGAGGAGACACGAGUGUGGGAGCAUGACCUUCAUCUGCCCGGUGACGCUCAGGCCUGCAGUACGUCCAGGGCAGACCUGAAGAGGGGCAUCAAGAAGGCCGAGCACAGCUACAAGCUGGAGGUGGAGGAACACUUUGUCAACUGGGACCCACGAUGCCUGUGGCUGGGAAUUCAGACCAUGAAUGUUUCCUCCUUCAAUGAGCUAAACGACUUCUACGCUCAUUUUGACAAGGACAACAAGGAAAACUCUGCCAAAACCCUGCCCUCUGAUGACUGCCAUAACCUUACUCUUACCACCAUAGAUGUCCAUAACGCACUGAGCAGUAUCAACGCUCACCAGGCUGCUGGCCCUGACAGCAUUCCUGGACAUGUGCUUCCAGCAUGUGCUGAGCAGCUUGCAGGGUCUUUACAGACAUCUUUAACAUGCCGCUUGCCCAGGCACAAAACCAAAGAGCUCAUUGUGGACUUCAGGAAGGAGAGGACAGACACCCAUGCCCCCAUCUACAUAAAUGGCACAGCUGUUGAAUGGGUCUCCAGCUUCAAGUUUUUGGGGACCUACAUCUCUGAGAAUCUGUCCUGGUCAACUGACACCUCCAGCCUAGAAAAAGAGGCCCAUCAGCAUCAUUUCUUGAGGACACUGAAGAAGAACCACCUGUCUGCUGACAUACUGGGUAACUUCUACCGCUGUGCGAUGGAGAGCAUCCUGACCAACUGUGUCACAGUCUGCUCCUCCCCUCCAGAAGGCGCUACAGGAGCCUUCAGACUAAAACCAGCAGCUUCAUCCUCGGCUGAUUCUCCAGGUGGAGGUCCUCUUCAGAUGGGGAACAGCGCCUCAGCAGAGAAGCUGCGACUCGCUCGCACAAACUUCGUCGAUAAAGUGUCGGAUCCGGUUCUGAACAAGCUGCUGGACGAGCUGCAGCACGUCACCGUGCUCACUGAUGCUGAGGGCGAAGCGACCAGAGCCAAACCGAGAGGCGAGAAAGCUCGAGACCUGAUCGACAUGGUGCGAAAGAAAGGAGCUGGAGCAAGUUCAAAAAUGAUCGCCGUCUUUUAUGCCAACGAUCCGUAUCUGUGCAAAGAGCUCGGCUUAAUGUGA
Pelmatolapia mariae (spotted tilapia) is the source of this 4770-nucleotide messenger RNA. RefSeq lists its product as uncharacterized. Gene Ontology annotation, molecular function: protein binding; 2-oxoglutarate-dependent dioxygenase activity; methyltransferase activity. The record is from RefSeq and is a predicted model, not a curated record. The transcript has 16 exons. Gene Ontology annotation, biological process: intracellular signal transduction; regulation of apoptotic process. Lineage: Eukaryota; Metazoa; Chordata; Actinopteri; Cichliformes; Cichlidae. The coding region runs from base 1 to 4770 and encodes 1589 amino acids.